Messenger RNA from Linum trigynum, 1932 nucleotides. Lineage: Eukaryota; Viridiplantae; Streptophyta; Magnoliopsida; Malpighiales; Linaceae. The record is from the annotation of a GenBank genome assembly.
CGCCUAGUCAGCGCCGUUUUGGGCCGGAAAUGGUCAAACCCGACCCGCCACGUCACUAUACCCGCCACAUAUUAAACCCAACCCAAUCCAUUAACCCAACCCGACCCAGAAACAAACCCUAACCCACCUAACCAGACCAGAGGCCACUUAAACAAAUCAAAAUUGAUUGUUUCCAUUACAGACCCUUCUCCUUCCUCGAGCUCUUCCCGAGCUCUUCCCCUUCGCCAUUUUCGAUCAAACCAAUCUGAGAGCAGAGAGCAGGGAGAGAUGAAGCCAUAUUAACGCUACCCCCUUGACCCCUUUGUCCCAGCAAUCGGUUAUCGGAAGAAGGGGCCAGAUAGAGAGAGAGAGAUCACGAUCCGAACAAAACGAUCCAAAUGCAGAAAACCACUCUUUCCCACACAACAAACAGACUCUGAAGCAACACAGAGAAAACAGAGGCAAGACUCCCCAAAUUCUCCCACAUCCCCCUCCAAAUUCCACCAAUGGCGUCCUUUGAUUCCUUCGGCGUCGAAGGCGAACAACCGGUCCUCCCCUCCGCCGCCCACGUUCCUCCGCCGUUCGUCGACGACGAUGACCAGGGCUUCAUGUCCCACCACCACGACCACAAUUCCUCCCACCAUUUCGACGACUCCUCUGCUGCUGGCUUCUUCUCCGCCUCCUCGCCCCCUCCCCCGCCUUCAGGGUCGCACCCCAUCUCCGGUAAUUCUCCCGACUACAACGGCGGCGGCGGCCUCGAUUCCCAUUCUCAGGAAAUGUACGGUUUCGGGCCCGCGAACCAGAGCACCGAUUACGGAUCUCCGUUCAACGCGAUGGAGAAUGCAAAUGGUGGAGGUGAAGGUGGAGCGUUAAUAUGGCUUCAUCUCUCCCUGCUCUCUGCUCUCAGAUUGGUUUGAUCGAAAAUGGCGAAGGGGAAGAGCUCGGGAAGAGCUCGAGGAAGGAAAAGGGUCUGUAAUGGAAACAAAUCAAUUUUGAUUUGUUUAAGUGGCCUCUGGUCUGGUUAGGUGGGUUAGGGUUUGUUUCUGGGUCGGGUUGGGUUAAUGGAUUGGGUUGGGUUUAAUACGUGGCGGGUAUAGUGACGUGGCGGGUCGGGUUUGACCAUUUCCGGCCCAAAACGGCGAUGACUAGGCGCUCACGUUAGCCACGUCAGCACAUAACGGAGUCUUUUAACGGAGUUGGACGACAACUAACGGCGAGUGACUAAAUGUGUCCAGUUUUAGUAAUUGUAGUGACCAAAUUUGAUAUUAAAUUUUUACAGUGACUAAACAUGUUCUAAUUUAGUAAUCUCAGUGACCAAAUGUGUCUUUAACCCUUUUAGUUUUUAAGAAAAUACCAAAUGUAAGUACGGGUUCCAUUGUACUGUAAACACAAAUUUGAAUAUCCACCCAAAACAAGUGAAUAAUUAUGGGACUCUAUGGAUUCUGUUUUCUAUCUCUAGUAGUUAUCAGUUCUCUAAUGUGGGCAAAUGAGAUGCAUAUGUAGCCAAUAUAGCUUUCAAACAAAUAUAUGAUAAGUCAUUAAAUUUGUAAUGCAAGCGUGGAGUCCCUUUCAGAUUGAUUGUGAAUUGUGAUUAAUCAUAGUCUUUAUCUUUAUACUUUGAUUAAUCACAUGUGUAAUAAAUUUUUUGAUGAAUUGAAAUGUGUAGUAAAUGUGAAGCUGAACUAACUUUCUUGAUUCCGAGUAGUGUAAAACAAGUAAAUAUAUUGAUACCACAUAAAAUUAGUUUGAGAAUGUUUAUGCAAUUCAUAAAUUGGUAUUCAAUCCCAGAUCAUGUAAGUGCUUUACAACAAAAAAUCAAUCGCGUAUAUUAUGCGUGGGUAAGCAUGAUAUUAGAGCAAAUAUAUUGAUAUAUGGAUUUAAAUAAUUAAUUUUGAUAAAUAAAAUAUUGACAAUGAAUUUUCGUGUAAGAUUUAAUAAAUUAUAAGCAUGACA